This is a messenger RNA of Anopheles coluzzii, 1813 nucleotides long. RefSeq names its product synaptic vesicle glycoprotein 2B-like. Bases 114 to 1679 code for a protein of 521 amino acids. NCBI's taxonomy places the organism in Eukaryota, Metazoa, Arthropoda, Insecta, Diptera, Culicidae. Gene Ontology annotation, molecular function: transmembrane transporter activity. Gene Ontology annotation, biological process: transmembrane transport. The transcript has 5 exons. The record is from RefSeq and is a predicted model, not a curated record.
UCACGCAGCAGCAGGCCAGCGGGCGGAUAGCUCACGCGUUUAGUUUCGCCCCAGAACCGCACCAAGACGGUCACCCUUAUUGAGCAGAAACCGCAGAACGAACGAAGCUCCAGAUGGCCCCAUCGGCAGUAAGCAUGGUAUUUACGGUGGAGAACGCCAAAACGGUUGGUGCGUUGGAAAAGGGACAGAAACCGCCGGGCGGGCAUAGCUUUGACGAGGCGCUGGAGCUGGCCGGAUUCGGGCGUGUACAGAUCGUCCUCUCGAUUCUGGCCGGACUCGGCAUGAUGGCAUCGAUCAACGAAGCGAUGGGCAUGAGCAUCAUUCUCCCCGCCUCUCAGUGCGAUCUCGAUCUGGACGCUGGCGAGAAGGGUAUAGUUGGAGGUGCUGUGUUUCUAGGUACAAUGUGUUCGUCCUACUUCUGGGGCUAUCUGGCUGAUACGAGGGGCCGACAGCUGAUCUUGAAGUACGCACUGUUUGCGACCUCGUUCUUCGGUGCGAUCUCCUGUCUGGCGACUGGAUUCACGUCGCUGCUGGUGCUCCGGUUUCUAACAGGUGUCUGUGUUGCUGCGCCUGCCUCUACGGUGUACGCUUAUCUGGGCGAGUUCACCACUCCGAGCAGACGGAGUCAGAUGCUGUCGUUUGCUUCCGUUUGGGGAGGUGUCGGAAUCGUUUACGUAUCAUUGGUCGGAUGGUGGAUACUCUCGUACGAUUGGGUGUUGACUAUCUCCGACUCGUUUGAGUUUAAGCCAUGGCGUUUGCUGUUUAUCAUCAACACGAUGCCCGGCUUCUUGAAUGGCAUCGCAUUCUGCUUCUGUCCCGAAAGUCCCAAAUUCCUUGUCUCACAAGGCCGAAAUGAGGAAGCACUCGAAAUACUGAAGAAGGUCUAUAAGCUCAACAAGGGCACUGACAGCACCGAUGGCUAUGAAGUGACGUCACUGCGACUUGAUCCGGAAGAUGCGAUCGCCCGAGAGCAGAGUGAAAACGGUUCUGGAGGACUGCUGAAAUCGAUGGUCCAGCAGACUCUACCGAUCGUGAAGCUGCCCUACCUGGUGUACUUCAUCAUCUGCUGCGUACACAACAUUGGAGCGUUUGCAAUAUACGGUGGACUAGGGCUGUGGUUCCCGGAGAUUAUGAACCAAGUAUUCUCGCAGGACGCCACACAGAUCGAACGAAAAGUUUGCGCCAUACUGCAGCGUAACGAAACCCUACCCGUCACCUCGGACGUCGUGCUCUGCGACGAUGAGGUGAAGAUCGAAACAUUCCUCUACACACUGCUGCUGGGCAUAAUUGGGUGCAUAUACGCGCUCAUCACCUCGGCUGUACUGGGCCGAAUCGAUCAGAAGGUCAUGAUGGUCUUCAACUGCAUCGUGGCCGGUGUGUCCGGUAUUGCGCUACAGUUCAUCACGAACGCGUAUGCCGUGGCAAUCCUGUUCUGUCUCGAGAUAGUGUUCGCCGGGUACUGUGUGCUGCUGGUGAACGCAAACGUGGUGGCCAUCUUUCCCACGAACGUAAGGGCGAUGGCCGUUGCUCUAACGAACAUGAUUGGGCGAUUGAGCUGCUUCGUAGCGAGUGCUGUAAUAGGGCUACUGAUCCUACAAAACUGUCCAGUCACGUUUUACAUGCUGUCCGGGUUGCUGUUUCUAUGUGCGGGUCUUACAUUCCUGUUGCCAAAAAAGUGACACCGUACGCGCACGCACACAUUAAAGACGAAAGGGGGAGAAUGCUAGCCAAGGCGAACUUGCUAGUUUAAGGUGCCAUGUACUUAAUCACAUUAUCAUUAUGUAAAUAAAUCUUCCACACAUUCCAAAGUUCA